AUGCUAAUGACAUUGACAGAACAACUACGACAAAAUUUUAAACAUAUUUUACUACAUAUUUCCGAAGAUAUGACUCGGAAAGAUAUACAAAAGAUUUACAGCUUAUGUACGGAACGUAUAUCGAUUAGUGAUACUAAAACUUUAGUUAUUUUUCGACGUUUAGAACAUGAAAGAUUGAUUUCGUGGAAAGAUGUUGACUACUUAAAGUAUUUAAUGCGUGAAAUUCGAAGAUUGGAUAUUGUAGAAACACUGACAGAAUAUGAAAAUAAAAGAGAUCUAACCAUACUUCUGGAUUUUUAUGCAAGGAAGAGGCAAGGUCUGGACUUCACUUGUUGUUCCCACAACGUGAGAAGAGUAGCUGGAUAUUUAACGAGACUUAUGGAUAUGGUUCAAGACAACAUUGAUAUCGUCAACAUAAUUACCUCGGUGAAUUCGAGCAAGGAAAUAAGAAAUGCAUUAGUUAAUUUUGAAGAGGAGAUAGACUGUAGAGAGCAAACGUUUUCGUGGAAUGAGUUUAUGAUGCUGGUUGUUAUCGUAGGAGAACUCUUAGCCAUUGCUUCAGCUAGCGAAGUGCGCUCGGAACCUGUUAUGGAGUUGUGUUCCACCGCAGCAGAUGAACUCUGUCCAAGAAUGAUAGAAUUGGGAAGUUGGGUAAGUUAAAUGUAUUGAAUUAGUAUAUAGUCCUUUUCAGUUUAAUGCUUUAUAGCCAAUAAAUACAGUAAAACCCCUUAUCUUACUCCAGAAGCUCUUCAGUUCUCUUUGAUUGAUACUGAUCAAGUAGACAGAUAUCGAGGGCCGAAUAAAAACGAAAGCGGAAGUUGCCGAGCUUCUACAAAAACAAAAUAAAUCAUGCAAUUUACCUCUGCAAAAGAGGUUUGAAUUUCAAUCCAAAGUACAGACAUAAUGAUUUUAUUUCUUAAACUCAGUUGAAAAACGAGGCGAUACAUGUCAAUUCGUUGCCGAAACUUCAAUUGUGCGAAACAGCGACAGGAAAAUUGUACAUUCAAUGUGAAAGGCCCAAAAUACUGUCAGUAAUUGUCUCUUCUCAGGUAGAACGUUUUCUUGAAAUAAAGCUUAAAAGAUAGGUACCGCAGUUUGUUUUGAGCUGAACUUAACACUUCUUAACGAGCAUGUGUUCUUGCAACUUCAGGAGCCUGUAUUGCUGGAGCCGACUUAAUUUGGAAUUGAUUGCCAGACUUCACCCUAGCUUUCGAAUACUGUGUUUAAGUAAUUUGGACUUGAAUUUGUUUUUGUUUUGCAGAAAGAGUUUUGCGACCAAGUGAGGAAAAGGUAUAACUCGGUUUACCAUCGACGGCAUUUGGAGUCCAACCCUACCUUGUUCGUUCAAAGACAGAGAGCGGAAAUUGUUGAACGUCUUUCAGAGACAAUCUUCUUUACAGUGAAUAGUUAA
Molecule: messenger RNA, 1411 nt
Organism: Porites evermanni
Lineage: Eukaryota; Metazoa; Cnidaria; Anthozoa; Scleractinia; Poritidae
Source: the annotation of a GenBank genome assembly